AUGGCCGCCGCCUCCUCUUCCUCCGGAUCCUCCUUCACCUCGUCGUCUCUCGGCCGUCCUCCUACCUAUGGCCCUUCUUAUGCCAGCCCACUAGAUUCGACUUGGACCCCAACUUCGGGAGUGUCGACGCUGUCGGCGCCGUCUGCCGGGGACUCAGUCGCACCCCAGACCUCCCUGCGUCCGCUGGAACUGGGGCCGCCCGGAUAUCAAGCAACAAUAACCCUGUUUCAAGACACCCCGGACGAGCGCACUGUCUACCUUGGCCCGUGGGAAGUGGUUGGCUCCGAACAUAGACGAGUCUUGUGGCAAUGCAGCUACCAAAACGAGCUGCUUGAACAUUACUUACCAUCUGAUGUCCCGUCGGAAAUUCAUCCACAUACACUUCAUUCUCGGCAUCGACAGUACCAUGAUGCUGCGGACAUGGAACGAUACUUGACGUUCCCUGAACCCCAUCGGAUCCGGUACACCUCCGACCAAGGUGUCUGUAUUCAUGACCAGUACAUUCAAGUCAGAUACGAAUUUACAACUGUCGAUGGAUCCAGCCGAUUCCAAGGCGACUUGCGACGAAAGGACUUGAUUGACUUUUACGACGUAGAUGUAGUCUGGACUAAUGUGCACGGCCGAACAGAUAGUUUUGGCAAGGUCAAGGGAAUCGGGGCGAUUCAGCGUCUCAAGAUGUGGCGCGAUCGAUGUACCACGUUCCAUUCCAUAAGCGUUCUUGCAAACAAGACGGACGGUCAGUAUCGUGAGUAUGAGGUGCACGUUUUUGACGGAGUGGUGCGAAAUCGUGACGACGGAGCGAAACAAUUGAAGCUUGGCGUUCGGAGCAGGCGAGGAAGCGCGCCUGAUGAGCCGCCUCGGCGACGAUUCUCGUUUGCUCGAGGGGUACGACCGAGAGUACGGUCAUCGGCGGGUAGUAGUAGCCAGAGCAGCUCAGAAUCGAGCAGGUCGUUCCAGCCGCCUGUCGACAUUCGCUAUCUGUCCAUUCAGUUUAGCAGCCGGCAAGAUUACCGGCGAUUCCUCGAAAUGUGGCUGUAUGCUCACAGGGCUGAUGGGGACUUCCAAGGGGUUUCCUUGCCUCCAAACCGGUUCGAGCUACCCUCACCACAGAUGCUGCCGGGCCAACCAGCUGCGCUCGAGUCUCCUGACCGGACCCGUACACUGGAGUCUGUUGCCGAGCCACGGGAUUCAGACGAUAGAGGAUAA
This is a messenger RNA of Metarhizium album ARSEF 1941, 1206 nucleotides long. RefSeq lists its product as uncharacterized. The record is from RefSeq and is a predicted model, not a curated record. The coding region runs from base 1 to 1206 and encodes 401 amino acids. The transcript is spliced from 4 exons. Lineage: Eukaryota; Fungi; Ascomycota; Sordariomycetes; Hypocreales; Clavicipitaceae.